AUGAUAACCCUGAGCCUGAGUUCCUUGUCCGCAGUGGCUACCAGCACGCAGGCAACCCCCACAGCUACAGCAUCGGCGGCGGAUACCUGCACCGUCUCCCCCAUUCCUACAACGACCGAAUGUCUCAACGGUUACUACGAAUACGAUGGCUACUACUACCAGGUCAUCCGUGGCGACAAUGUGCGAAGCUAUGCAGGAUUUUCGGUACCCAACUCCCAGCAAGACGAGACCUGGGGCUGCAUCGAGUUCUGCUCGAUGUACUCUAGCUCUAUCGGCACAUUCUGGUUUCCGGGACUUGUUACUCGUCAUCCGCCCAGCUAA
This is a messenger RNA of Aspergillus homomorphus CBS 101889, 321 nucleotides long. RefSeq lists its product as uncharacterized. The transcript has a single exon. The coding region runs from base 1 to 321 and encodes 106 amino acids. Lineage: Eukaryota; Fungi; Ascomycota; Eurotiomycetes; Eurotiales; Aspergillaceae. The record is from RefSeq and is a predicted model, not a curated record.